This is a messenger RNA of Gaeumannomyces tritici R3-111a-1, 267 nucleotides long. RefSeq lists its product as hypothetical. The record is from RefSeq and is a predicted model, not a curated record. Bases 1 to 267 code for a protein of 88 amino acids. The transcript has a single exon. Lineage: Eukaryota; Fungi; Ascomycota; Sordariomycetes; Magnaporthales; Magnaporthaceae.
AUGCUGGCACGGUGGGAUUGCGAUGGGUCGGGCAGCACAACAAUCCGCUUGAUCCUAUUGCCGUUGAAGAGAGUUUUCGUAUCGGCGAGGAAGAAGCAAAAGGUGCUGAUGGCCACACAGCCUAAGACGGGAGAGGAUGGGCCUUGCUACGCGCCUGACGCCAGAUCACAGCGUGGCUUCGCUGAAGCAGAAAAGCGGCAUAAGACCCCUUCUCGGGGGCUUCUUGUCAGCGAUGGCGCCCACCCGCUGACGCGUGGCGUCGAGUGA